Acipenser ruthenus (sterlet) is the source of this 2870-nucleotide messenger RNA. RefSeq names its product galactose-1-phosphate uridylyltransferase. Gene Ontology annotation, molecular function: zinc ion binding; UDP-glucose:hexose-1-phosphate uridylyltransferase activity. The transcript has 11 exons. Gene Ontology annotation, cellular component: cytoplasm. NCBI's taxonomy places the organism in Eukaryota, Metazoa, Chordata, Actinopteri, Acipenseriformes, Acipenseridae. Gene Ontology annotation, biological process: beta-D-galactose catabolic process via UDP-galactose, Leloir pathway. The coding region runs from base 850 to 1995 and encodes 381 amino acids. The record is from RefSeq and is a predicted model, not a curated record.
AUAGAUGCAAGUCAGGAAGGCGGGACAUUGCCCACCAGCAUUGGGAAAUGUAUUUGUUAUUAUUUUUGUAGUAGGUUUUAUUUUUUAAAGGGAAACGGGUAAAGUCAACGUGAAUAGAUUAUAACAAUUUCCACAGUUUUCCGGUGUUUUUUGGCUAUCCACCGAUUUAAUUAUUUUUUGUCUCGGUGUUUUAUCGGUUAAACCGAAAAUCAGAAGCCCUUGCUAUUAUUAUUAUUACAUCAGGAAAAUAGUGCUAUUGAGUGACAAAGUUUGCUAUCAAUCGUAAAUUAUAGUGUUUUUUUUUUUAAAGUGCCAGUUGGCACACAGUAUCUGAAAUUGUACCCAGUAAUGUUACCACCUUCUUAUACAAUCUAGCAGCAGUGGUGACGGUGUUUUACGAAUCAAGUGAGGACAGUUCUGUGUAUACAUUGAAUACAAUGUAUUUAAUUCCAUACCUUUUUAAAUUACAGUUUAGCAUUAUUUGUAUAAUGGUGAGGUAGCUUGACUAAUCACCUGGUGUCUUGACCUACUCGUUUUUUUUUCAUUGCACAGUACCGUAAAUUAUAUUUAGAGCCUUUAGGACAUUUUCUAGCGAUACAGCCUGUAUUACAGGGGGAUUCUCCAGUGCUGUAAAAUGGUCUAAAACCAUCGUAUUGUAGUACAUCGCUCAAUCUAUCUGCAAAGCCCCACUUGUUUACUGUAAUAUAGAAGUUCAAAACCAGCGCCUCUUUGCACACUACACAAACUGGUUCAAGCCAAGUGACUUCCUAUACACGUCGAUAAGAUAACCGAUGUAGCAGUCGUGUUACACGGGGCUUCAAAUUGCUAUUAACGAGAGAAAGACGUUUUAUGACUAACUUUUAUAUAGUCUUUAGGAGACAAGACAUGGACGGCAAUAAACAAACACCAGAUUUUGAUCAAACAGAGCACCAGCACAUUCGCUGUAACCCCCUGAGGGAUAUGUGGGUCCUCAUCUCAGCUCACCGGAUGAAAAGACCCUGGAAGGGUCAGGUAGAGAAGCCCUCAGAAGAAUAUGUCCCCCGACAUGAUCCCUCUAACCCACUCUGUCCUGGAGCCACAAGGGCAAAUGGGAUGGUAAACCCAGAAUAUGACAGUACUUUUCUGUUUGAUAAUGACUUCCCUGCACUGCAGCCAGAUGCUCCUGAGCCAGGAGUCAGCGACCAUUCACUGUUUCAAACAAAAGCAGCCAAGGGUGUAUGUAAAGUGAUGUGCUUCCAUCCCUGGUCAGAUAUCACCCUCCCACUGAUGCAGGUCUCUGAGAUAAAAAAUGUCAUUGACAAAUGGGCUGAGCUGUUGGUAGAUCUGGGGGCCACAUACCCGUGGGUUCAGAUUUUUGAAAAUAAAGGGGCCAUGAUGGGCUGCUCGAAUCCACACCCUCAUUCUCAGGUGUGGGCCAGUAAUUUUCUUCCCAAUGAGCCAAGACUGGCGGACCGCUGCCAACGAGAAUAUUACAGGGAUAAAGGUGCGCCAAUGCUGCUGGAGUAUGCCAAGCAGGAGAUCCAGAGAAAGGAGCGAGUUGUGGUUGAGAAUGAAGACUGGCUGGUAGUUGUUCCUUACUGGGCAACAUGGCCUUUCCAAACGUUGCUUCUGCCCAGGAGGCACGUGCUGCGUUUGAACGACCUCUCCAAUGAGGAGCGACAAAGCCUGGCGUCUAUAAUGAAAAGGCUCCUGACAAAAUAUGACAAUUUGUUUGAGAUAUCGUUUCCAUACUCAAUGGGGUGGCACGGUGCACCCACAGGCCAUCAGCUGGCAGAAGAUAUGAGCCACUGGCAGCUCCACGCCCACUACUACCCACCCCUCCUCCGCUCUUCCACCAUUCGGAAGUUCAUGGUGGGAUAUGAGAUGCUGGCUCAGGAACAGAGGGACCUCACUCCAGAGCAGGCAGCUGAGCGAUUACGGAACUUGCCAGAGGAACACUACAAAACAAAGGCAGACAAAAGCAAUUUGAGGGAGAACGCUAAAGAAAGCAAAUGAGCUGCUCGGAUAGCAGCAGCGCACUGAUGCAUUCUUACAGAGCAUAUGCACAAGAGGGACACCUUUCCCUGCAUCCACCGGUAUCAGAAAAAGUCGUGCCCCCGCUUCCACAAACCAUUCAUUAAAAGUUACAAAAUCCUAAGGGUUUUAUUAGUGUCGAGUGUUUUUUUUUAUUGCAAAAACACAACAGAGACCCAAACCUCCCCACCAUUCAGGAGGGGAAAGAAAAGUCUAAAUUCCUGAUAAUUAGGGAUGAUAUGUACUUGCACUCUUCAAUUGUAAAGACUGUUUUGGGAUGGGAACACUUGUUCACAAACUGUCUGAGGCCACAAUUACUCAUUUCCAAUAGCAAAUAGCCACCAUUAUUUUUUUUUACAAACUAUAGUAGGUUAAUCUACAGUAGUACUGUAGAUCUAUCUGGGGAGGUUCAAGAGUGAUUUUUAAACUAGGACAGUAUGAGCAACAAAAUACAUCCAAAUUGUAAAUCUGGACACAUUGCAACAUAUGCUGUUCCACUCACAUACUGUCAUUGCUGGGAAAUAUACAAAGGAGGUCAUCUUCAAAUUAGUUGUCCUUUAAUGGGUCUAAUAAUUAAAAACCUUUUAAUUGCUUUUUAUGAGAUAUUGCCUUUUAGGUGGGAUUAUAUGGAACUAUUGAAGUUAUUCAUGAAUACAAAGAUUUUAUUUUUUACCCUGUCCUGCUUAAUUUUCUAUUUUGAUUUAAUAUUUACCAUCUUAAAAAAUACCCUCUCAAUUAAAACAAUUACUAUGUAUUUGGAUUUCUAUAAAUCACUUUAAAAAUUGCGAUAUUAAUAAUAAAUUAGUCUUUAUAGUUAUAGGCAUCGUUAAAAAUGGCUGUCAUUAACCCUUUCACAU